Asterias rubens (European starfish) is the source of this 1739-nucleotide messenger RNA. Its product is annotated as cholinephosphotransferase 1-like. Gene Ontology annotation, molecular function: diacylglycerol cholinephosphotransferase activity; ethanolaminephosphotransferase activity. The coding region runs from base 29 to 1321 and encodes 430 amino acids. The transcript is spliced from 8 exons. Gene Ontology annotation, biological process: phosphatidylethanolamine biosynthetic process. NCBI's taxonomy places the organism in Eukaryota, Metazoa, Echinodermata, Asteroidea, Forcipulatida, Asteriidae. The record is from RefSeq and is a predicted model, not a curated record. Gene Ontology annotation, cellular component: endoplasmic reticulum membrane; Golgi apparatus.
UUCACACACUACAUCAGUACCCAUUGUAAUGGAGACCAGACCAAUAGACGACAUGUCAGAAAAAACUGUAGAAAUUACCGAAACAAGAGCAACCGAGUUCGGGACCAAAAACCGGCCUCCUAAACCGUCCAAAAUGUCGUCGUUGGUUCAAAGUCUUAUUAAUCAUGUUACAACUCCUGAUCUGCUCUCACAGAGCCAGCUAAAAAGGCUAAAGGAGCACAAAUACAGUGCGGAAGGGAGCUCGGUUUGUGACCCCUUGAUGCAGGUUUUUUGGAGGUGGUUGAUCGAGCAGGUUCCUAAAACCAUAGCACCAAACACAAUCACGAUUGUUGGGUUAACUGCUAAUGUCAUUGGAGCUUUGAUUCUCAUGUUGUUUUGUCCAACGGGGAAAGAACAGGCACCAAGCUGGGCGUACAUCGUUGCUGCGUUGACCCUUUUUAUCUAUCAAUCUCUUGAUGCCAUUGAUGGGAAGCAAGCUAGACGAACCCAGACCAGCACUCCGUUGGGGGAGCUGUUUGACCACGGAUGUGACUCUGUCUCUAUUGUGUUUGUGUCCAUUGAGUUCAGUAUCGCGAUGCAGCUAGGAGAAUGGGCAGAGCUUUACUUCGUUACUUCAGUGCUAUCUAUGUUCAUGUUUUAUGGGGCCCACUGGCAAACUUACGUAUCCGGAACACUUCAGUUUGGAAAAUUUGACGUGACAGAAUCACAGCUAGUGAUAUGCUCCAUCUUCUUUAUAUCAGCAUUCUUCGGACCACAGAUUUGGGCUUUGAAGGUCUUCGGUCUGGAACUGAAGGUCCUCGUGUUCCUAGGUGGAGUAGUGAUGGCAGUAGUUUCAUUCUUCAACUACACGUUAGUCAUCUUCGGUGGUGGAGGCAAAGGAAAGGAUGGAUCUACCGUUGCAGAUACCAGUGUGAUUGCCCCAGCUCUCCACAUUGCCUUCGUCAUUCUUCUAGAAGUAAUCAUCAAGGAAAAGUCCCACACGGGUCUGUACGAGAACCAGCCUUGCGUCUACCUUCUGACGUUCGGCUUCGUUGCUGCUAAGAUUAUCAACAAGCUUGUGGUCGCCCAUAUGACCAAGAGUCCGAUGGAUCUCUUAGAUACAGUCUUCAUCGGACCAGGUCUACUCUUUCUCAAUCAGUAUUUUGACACACCUCUACCUGAGAGCCUACUUCUAUGGAUUGCUAUGGUCUACUGUCUGGCGGACCUUGUGCGUUAUGCUGCCCUCGUUUGUCAACAGAUAUCGGUUUACCUCGGUAUCUACAUCUUCGAUAUCACCCAAAGAAGACCCGUCCAGGUUACGCCGCGCCCCUCCCUCAAGUAACUCAAGUAACGUAACGAUCAUUUAUUUUUAAAAAGCGCAAGUUCCACUGUCAGUAUUGGUUUAAAAAGGUCAUGAGAUAGGGUUAUGGAUUGGUAAAUAGUUCAAAGAUUUAACGCCCAUUGGUGUUGUAGCCAGACCAAUUUUAGUGAUGGGCUCUAAAUCCAAAUAGUACACCAAAUAGGGAGAGCGGUUUCAACAAAAAUUAUCAUGUUUAGAUAUGAGCCAUCAUUGCUGAAGUGCAAGUGUUAGGGGAAGUCUGUGCUGGGCAGCACAGUGUAUUUUGCUCAGAGUGCUGGGGGAAAUGCGUUGGUUCCGGGCAGACCCCGCCCGGUACCGCCCACCGUGGCUACAUUAAUCUUGACCAUAAGGGAAGACAUCCUUCUACAGCCGUAGGAUAGUAAAAGUAAUAGUGGCUUCU